GCGCAGGACAGUGCUGGGYGCUGUCGGAGCGCACCUGGAGGGGCCAGAACUCCGAGGGGCGCUGUGCCCAGAUCACCAAGAGUAGAGGGCGCCUCAUCCAACGAGCGCUCUUGGGUCUUUGCCAAGAGGCAGCUCUGGCCCCUUCAAGUACCUAAAGUCAAUCCUGAGACCCCAGACAUGUCCAGAGACAUCCUGAAGAGACUGAGCAACUAAAGAGCCUUAAGGUAUCCACAAGGAGAUUCCUGAAGUCAUCUCAGAGUCAGAGAGUUGGCCUGCCAUUUGCAUCCUCUGAUUCUCCCCAGCUUCAAUUUCUGUUGCUAUGGAGACUACCAAUGGGACUGAGAUGUGGUAUGAGAGCCUACAUGCGGUGCUGAAGGCCUUAAAUGCUACUCUUCACAGCAACUUGCUUUGCCGGCCAGGACCUGGACCAGGGUCAGAUAACCAGACUGAGGAGCGGCGGCUCAACCUCCCUGGCCGUGAUGACAACUCCUACAUGUAUAUUCUCUUUGUCAUGUUCCUGUUUGCUGUUACUGUGGGCAGCCUCAUCCUGGGAUACACCCGUUCUCGCAAAGUGGACAAGCGUAGUGACCCCUACCAUGUAUACAUCAAAAAUCGUGUGUCUGUGAUCUGACACAAAGGGGCUGGGGAUGGUGGAAGAUUAAGACACUUGAGGAUUGUCUUCUGGAACCUCCAGAACUCAGCUAUGGACCACAUCGGCUUCACUGUCUCUAUAAAGUCAACAAGAAACAGGGCUAAGGGAGGUCAUCAAUGGGAUGUGAGAGGAGGCUACCAGGCCUGGGCCUUGUGGCUAAAACUUUUUAUGUAACAGUGGGAGCCCAUGAACAAACA
Molecule: messenger RNA, 849 nt
Organism: Urocitellus parryii (Arctic ground squirrel)
Lineage: Eukaryota; Metazoa; Chordata; Mammalia; Rodentia; Sciuridae
Gene: Kcne3
Product: potassium voltage-gated channel subfamily E regulatory subunit 3
Biological process (GO): potassium ion export across plasma membrane; membrane repolarization during action potential; ventricular cardiac muscle cell action potential
Cellular component (GO): voltage-gated potassium channel complex; membrane
Molecular function (GO): delayed rectifier potassium channel activity; potassium channel regulator activity; voltage-gated potassium channel activity involved in ventricular cardiac muscle cell action potential repolarization
Source: RefSeq, a predicted model, not a curated record